AUGACUCUCACUCAGACUUGCAGUGCGAUGGUAACUAGACCGAUUGCUGAGAAGCUGUCUGACCUAGGGAGUUUCACAAUUCCCUGCACUAGUGGCAACUUUGCUUUCGCCAAAGCACUUUAUGAUUUGGGGGCUAGCAUAAAGCUUAUACCCCUGGCGAUCUACAAGAGGUUGGGGAUUGGAAGAGCUAUACCCACUUCGAUGUUGUUGCAACUGGCUGACAGGACCGUGAAAAGACCCUCUGGUAUCCUGGAUGAUGUGUUGAUUCAGGUAGGAAAAUUUGUGUUCCAUGCAGAUUUUGUGAUUUUAGACUGCAAAGUGGAUGAAAAGAUUCCCAUAAUUUUGGGAAGGCCUUUCUUGGCCACUGAGAAAGCUCUUAUUGACUUUGAUGAUGAGAUGCUGACUAUUAAGGACCCUCUUGCUGCAUGUCUGGUAAAUUUAGAUGAGAUGAAUGGGGAAGAACUGACAGAAUGGGUGUUGGCUUUAGAGGUAGAGGGUUCUGGGAUAGAACUCUUGAAUUUGAGCCCCUGCACUUAG
This is a messenger RNA of Nicotiana tabacum (common tobacco), 537 nucleotides long. NCBI's taxonomy places the organism in Eukaryota, Viridiplantae, Streptophyta, Magnoliopsida, Solanales, Solanaceae. The record is from RefSeq and is a predicted model, not a curated record.